This is a messenger RNA of Elaeis guineensis (African oil palm), 1989 nucleotides long. RefSeq names its product ultraviolet-B receptor UVR8. The record is from RefSeq and is a predicted model, not a curated record. NCBI's taxonomy places the organism in Eukaryota, Viridiplantae, Streptophyta, Magnoliopsida, Arecales, Arecaceae.
GGGUUCGGAGCUUAUAAUCUAUAUCUUCAGACAAUUACGUUGCGUGCGUGUUAUUUUUCGACUUGGCUCCAAGGACUCGGAGAUUUGUGGGCUUCGGAGGGAGAGCUCUCCAUCUCUCCAAGAAUUUAGGUGAUUGUUAUUUAAGAAAAUGGAUAUUGAUGAAGUCUUGUGUGAUGUCCGAGUCAUAAACCUCCCUUCAAGGAGUGCAAUAUAUAUGUGGGGCUAUAACCAGAGUGGGCAGACAGCAAGGAAGGGUAAGGAGUGUCAUUUGAGGAUUCCUAAGAGUCUUCCAUCGAAGCUAUUCAGGGGUACGGGAGGAGAGAACCUGCGAUGGUUGGAUGUUGCAUGUGGCCGGGAACAUUCUGCAGCAGUAGCCUCUGAUGGGUCGCUAUUUACAUGGGGCUCAAAUGAAUUUGGUCAGUUAGGGGAUGGAACUGAGGAGAGUAGAAAGCAUCCCAAAAAGGUUAAGUUAUUGCAGACAGAGUUUGUGAAAUCUGUAUCCUGUGGAGCACAUUGUACAGCUGCUAUUGCAGAACCGCGGGAGAAUGAUGGUACAAGUUCUUCUCGUAGGCUUUGGGUUUGGGGACAAAAUCAGGGAUCAAACCAUCCACGUAUUUUUUGGGGGGCCUUUACUCCAAACACUAUCAUACGCCAAGUUUCUUGUGGGUCAGUUCACGUAGUGGCUUUAUCUGAGGAUGGUCUGCUGCAAGCAUGGGGCUACAAUGAGUAUGGUCAGCUUGGCAGAGGUUUUACUUGUGAAGGACUACAAGGAGCUCGUGUAUUGAAUGCAUAUGCGAGAUUCCUAGAUGAAGCCCCUGAGCUUUUGAAGAUCACACAAGUGUCAUGCGGGGAGUACCAUACAGCAGCAAUAUCAGAAAAUGGCGAGGUGUAUACUUGGGGGCUAGGAAGUAUGGGGCAACUUGGGCAUUGCUCUCUUCAGUCCGGGGAUAAAGAGUUGCUUCCAAGGCGAGUGGUCGCCCUAGAUGGAAUAUUUGCUAAAGACGUUGCCUGCGGUGGUGUACAUACAUGUGCUGUAACCGCAAAAGGUGCCCUUUAUGCUUGGGGUGGUGGUCAAGCAGGGCAGUUAGGCCUCGGCCCCCAUCAUGGUUUCUUUUCCUGCGAUGCUAAUGCAUCUGAUACGUUACUAAGAAAUAUUCCAGUGUUGGUCAUUCCUAAUGGAGUGCAACUCGUUACUUGUGGCCAUUCUCACACGCUUAUUUCUAUGAGAGAUGGAAGGAUAUAUGGAUUUGGUUACAACAGUUAUGGUCAGGCAGCUAACGACAAAUCUACAUAUGCAUGGUUCCCUUCACCUGUUGAUUGGUGCGUUGGACAGGUUAGCAGACUGGCAGCUGGUGGUGGCCAUUCGGCUGUUCUAACUGAUGCCUGCUCUUUGAAAGAAUUAUGCGAGUUCAGGCUUGCAGAGUGUGUGAAUUUAUCAAAUUCUUAUAUAAUUGAGGAUGUUGCAUCUCGAACUGGUGCAGAUGCCUUGGCACGCCUGUGCGACAGAUUGAGGGAACAUUUGUUUGCACAGGGCAAUUGUGAUUACGAAGAAAAAGAGGGCAAGCAAUGAAGGCUAAGAUGAAGGCCAGUGAAGUCAACUCUCCUUUGUAUGUUGUAAUCUGUCUUAUUCAAAGAGAGCAGUGUCUUGGGUAAUUUUUUUUUUUUUUUAAAAAGAAGGGCACGGCAUAAGCCGAAAGAAAAUGGAUGGAUAGUCUUAAUUCAUCAACUUGUCAUGUAAAAUUUAUUUGAGAAACAACAUUCAUAGAUUAUGAGGGCACCAGCCUGGUUUAUGAAGCAGCUAUUAUCACCCGUAGAAACUUGUUGCACUCAUGAACUACAAAUUCGAAGUUCCACAGUAUGUCAAGUCGAGCAGCGCGAGCAUGGCUGUGGCCUCGAGGGUGAAACUACUCUUUGCAUUGCUUAUUUUUUUGUGUUAAAUGAGUUGCUUCGGAUACUUGAUAGUGAUAGAAAGAAGGAUGUGCAAGCUAA